AUGAUGAUGGUUCUCAUCCAGCUGGCUGCCUUUUACUUAGUGAAAGACUUGGACUGGAAAUGGGUUAUAUUUUGGGCCUAUAUGUUUGGCAGCUGCAUCAACCACUCCAUGACUCUGGCUAUUCAUGAGAUUUCUCACAACUUCGCCUUUGGCCACCACAAGACACUGUGGAAUCGCUGGUUUGGAAUGGUUGCUAAUCUUCCCAUUGGGGUUCCAUAUUCAAUUUCCUUUAAGAGAUAUCACAUGGAUCAUCAUAGAUACCUUGGAGCUGAUGGCAUUGAUGUGGAUAUUCCUACUGAUUUUGAGGGCUGGUUCUUCUGUACCACUUUCAGAAAGUUUAUGUGGGUUAUUUUUCAGCCUGUAUUUUAUGCUUUUCGACCUCUGUUCAUCAAUCCCAAACCAAUUUCUUAUCUUGAAAUUAUCAAUGCUGUGCUCCAGAUUGCGUUUAACUUUCUAGUUUACUAUGUGUUAGGAAUUAAGUCUUUAAUCUACAUGUUGGGAGCAUCCUUUCUUGGUCUGGGCUUACACCCGAUUUCUGGACAUUUUAUAGCCGAACAUUACAUGUUCUUAAAGGGACAUGAAACUUACUCAUAUUACGGGCCUCUGAAUUUACUGACCUUCAAUGUGGGUUAUCACAAUGAACAUCACGACUUCCCCAAUGUUCCUGGAAAGAGCCUUCCACUGGUGAGGAAAAUAGCAGCGGAAUACUAUGACAACCUGCCCCAUUACAAUUCUUGGGUGAAAGUGCUGUACGAUUUUGUGAUGGAUGACACCAUGAGUCCCUACUCUAGAAUGAAGAGGGCUCCAAAAGGGCAGGAGGUCCUGGAGUAA
Molecule: messenger RNA, 831 nt
Organism: Fukomys damarensis (Damara mole-rat)
Lineage: Eukaryota; Metazoa; Chordata; Mammalia; Rodentia; Bathyergidae
Gene: Degs1
Product: delta 4-desaturase, sphingolipid 1
Exons: 2
Coding region: 1-831 (276 amino acids)
Biological process (GO): ceramide biosynthetic process
Cellular component (GO): membrane
Molecular function (GO): sphingolipid delta-4 desaturase activity
Source: RefSeq, a predicted model, not a curated record